AUGGAGGCGCGAGUCGUGGUUUCAACGUCAGUUUUGACUGCAAAAGAGAAAAAUGAUACUCUGGUUGAUGUUCAUAAAAACUCAAACUCAGUUUCCGAUUGUUUUGAUGUGGAGGCCGUGCCUGAAAAAGAAGCUGAUAAAGAUGCUGUCCAUUGCCAAAGUUCGAACAAAUUUUUGGCCUUGCAAGAAAUUGAUAACAACGAAGCUAUUCUUUUGGAUGAGAAUGAUGAUGAUGCUAUAAUUGAUGAAGUUCAAAAGGAGGAAAACAAUAGCGGUAAGAUUGAUGGGGAGCUACAAAUGGAAGAUAAUCUAAAUCAGAGCAACCAACAUAAAAAGUUAGUAGUUUUUGAAUUGGUGUUAGCUAAUUCCCCCCAGGCUUUGCAUGAAGAUGUGAUUGAGGAGAAUGCUAGUGAGUCUAUGCGUAAAGAAGGUGAUUCAGAUGAGGGCUUAGUAGAAGUUGGAAAGGCAUGCACUUUAAAACAAGUAGAUGCGAAAAAGCAACUCCUGAGAGAAAACAUGGAAAAUUUUGAAAAACUCCUUGCUCAAGUUGCAAAGGAUGAUGAACCUGAAUUUAUCUCUGCUCGUAAGCAACGGAAGAAGCCUAGUGUCAAUAGGAAUCUGAGAGUACGUCGCUAA
This is a messenger RNA of Oldenlandia corymbosa var. corymbosa, 636 nucleotides long. The record is from the annotation of a GenBank genome assembly. Lineage: Eukaryota; Viridiplantae; Streptophyta; Magnoliopsida; Gentianales; Rubiaceae.